Molecule: messenger RNA, 1599 nt
Organism: Rotaria sp. Silwood2
Lineage: Eukaryota; Metazoa; Rotifera; Eurotatoria; Philodinida; Philodinidae
Source: the annotation of a GenBank genome assembly
AUGCCGAAAAAAGGCAAAGGAAAAAAAGGUGGAAAAGGCAAAAAAGGCAAAAAAGGUAAAAAAACGAAAGAAAAAGAAGAAUCAGCUGUUAAAAUGGGUAUCCAUAAUUCAAAUUUAUGGGAAGCUCAACUUAAUGUGAUGGAUUUAUCACGGAAACAUUAUCGAGAUAUAGCUGGCACUCUAGCUAAUGAUAAUGAAAAAAUGCGUGAUCAAAUGCGUCUAACUGAAAAAGACACAAUUGAUGUUGUAACUUUUCUAAAGAAACAAGAUGCUGAUAAAGAUGCCGAGAUAGAUCGUUUACAACAAAAUGUGAAAACUCUCAAAAUGAAUCAUCGGAAAGUUAAAGAUGACUUAAUUGGUGAUUUCAGUCGAGACAAACGUCAAUUAGAUGAAAAAUUAUCUCGAAAAGAAAGUGAACUUGAAAUAAUUCGUCAUGAACUUAAUCAAGUAAAAGAAUUUCGAAAGAAAAAAACACAAAUGCAAAAAGAACUUGAAGAAAUUAAAGAAGCAAUGAUUUCAAAUGAACGUGAACAUAAAGAUACAAUAGAAAAAUUAGAACAAAAAUUUUUUGAAGAAAAAAUGCGUUUACAACAAGAAUCAAAUAAAAAAAUUGAAGAAAUAGCUACACGUGCACAAGAUGAAGCUUUAAAAAGUUUAAAUGAAACAAAUCGUAAUGUCUACAAAGAAAAUAUUGAUCUUAUUGAUUCAUUACGUAUGCAUAAACAAGAAUUAGAUGAAUUACAAAAAACAAAAGAACAAUUAUCAAGAUUAAUAGCAACUACAAGUAAUGAUAAAGAAUUAAAUGAAAUAUUAAUAAAAGAAAAACUUGAACAAGUACAAAAACAAAAUAAUAUGAUCAAAGAAUUAAAAGAAAAAAUUCAAUUAUUAGAAACAUCAUUAACACAAUUUAUACAAGAAUUUGAUAUUGAACGAAAAAAUAUUCUUGAACAAACACAAAUUAAACAUGAAUCAUCACGUAGUGAAAUCAUAAGAUUACAACGUAUAUUAGAAUUAAAAACAAAAGAAAUGAAUAAAGUUAAAAAAUUAGCUAAAAUUAUUAUUGAACAACGUACAGAAUUAGAAACAUUCUUCUUGGAUGCUUUACAACAUGUUAAAAAACAAAUUGCUUUAAAUCGUUCACAAUAUCGAAAAGAUGCAUUUAAUGCUUAUCAAAAUCGAAUGUUAAAUGCUCAUCAUGGACAAGGAGAUUAUCCAAGGAUACGAACAUUUAAUGAAACAUUUCAUGGAUAUAGUACAAAUAGUGUUUUUCAUGAUUUAGAAGAAGCAACGAAAUGGACAAAUAUGGGACCUGAAGUUGAUAUUGCUGAUUUAACAUGGGAACAAAAAGAACAGGUACUUCGAGCAUUAUUUAUACGAAUGAAUACAAACAAAUCCAAUAUGAUAGAUUUCUCUAUGAAUGAAACUCAUAUGGAUAAUGAUGAUCGUCCAAUUGAUGUUACUCAUGAUAAUGCAAACAAUCUUUUUCUAACACAAGGAGUUAAUACAACACAAAAUGCAAGUUUAUCUGAUUCAAGAAGUAAUGCAAGCAUAUCGGAUGUGCCCAAAUUACCUCAAAUUACUGCUACAGCUGCUACAUAA